AGUGACAGUUGCAUUAAAGUGGCAAGUGACAGUGACAGUUUUUCCUAACCUAACUUUAGAAUUUACAUUUAUUAUUAAAUUUUGAGAAAAUUAAGUAACUUAAAACACAAAAUGCCCGACAAAGACAGUUUACUGGAUGUGAACAAUUUAGUUAGUGAUAUAAAGCACAAAAAGCUGGACAAUUCUCUAGAUAUAGCGUUGAAAACAGAAGAGUUACUAGAAAAACUUAUUUCACAGCAGCAAUGGAAAAGUGCAAGGGAGUUAAUGAAUUUAAUUAAACUGAGAAUUAAAUUUAUUAGAGAAAAUGUACCUACUGAAGCUACAGCCACCAAUAUUAUGAGACAUAUAUUGAAAAUAAUUAGAGAAGAAUAUGAAUCAGCAUUAAAGAAAAAGGGAGAAGGACAAUCCUUGCAUCAGCUUGUGACAUCUCAUCCUAGUGAUAUAUUGGACUAUUCUGAAGCUCACAGCAGUUUGAGGUCAAAUUUAUUGGAUCAUUUAGGAGAGUAUAAAGUUGAAAUAGAUUCAAGUUCCGAGAAUAUAGCAGCACAAGCAUCAGAGCAUAUUCACAUGGAUGAGAUGAUUAUGACAGUGGGGAAAUCUAAUACGGUAGAAAAGUUUUUAAAAUCUGCCGCAAAAGAACGACAUUUUAAAGUGGUUGUUGUUGAAGCGGCGCCAUUUUAUGAUGGCCACAUAAUGGCAACCCGUUUGGCAAAAAGCAACAUUCAAACUACCGUCAUACCAGAUUCUGCAGUUUUUGCCAUGAUGUCCAGAGUUAACAAAGUAAUUAUAGGAACGCACACAGUUUUAGCAAACGGAGGACUACGAGCAGCUAGUGGAAUACAUGCAGUAGCCUUGGCGGCCAAACAAUUUUCUGUGCCUGUUAUGGUGCUCUCCCAUAUGUACAAAUUCACUCCGAUGUACGUUGUAUCACACAAUAAUGAAGCUUUUAAUAUAUGUGCCUCACCAGCCGAUGUAAUUCCUCAUUCUGCAGGAAAAAUUCUUAACGAUGUAGAAAUUUACAAUCCAGUUUUUGACUAUGUACCACCAGAAUUGGUCACAUUGUUCAUUUCACACCAGGGUGGUAAUGCGCCUUCCUAUGUUUAUAGACUACUAUCCGAGUUGUAUCACCAAGACGAUUAUGAUAUAUAAAAAUAAAUAUUUUGUUAUAA
Messenger RNA from Diabrotica virgifera virgifera (western corn rootworm), 1169 nucleotides. It is a transcript of the gene eIF2Bbeta, whose product is annotated as translation initiation factor eIF-2B subunit beta. Lineage: Eukaryota; Metazoa; Arthropoda; Insecta; Coleoptera; Chrysomelidae. Gene Ontology annotation, cellular component: eukaryotic translation initiation factor 2B complex. Gene Ontology annotation, biological process: translational initiation. The transcript has 7 exons. Gene Ontology annotation, molecular function: translation initiation factor activity; guanyl-nucleotide exchange factor activity. The coding region runs from base 112 to 1149 and encodes 345 amino acids. The record is from RefSeq and is a predicted model, not a curated record.